AUGGCUGCGGACAGCAGCCGAUCACGUCUGCUCACUUUGCCAGCGGAGCUCAGGCUUGAGAUUUAUGAUCACGUCUUCGCGGAGGCCCGACCUUUCGAUCUACUGUCCAAGAAGGGACCUAGCAAUGCCUUGCGGGCUACCUGCAAACUAAUCUACGCCGAGACAAGCCGAACUCACGCAAAGGCAGCCUCACGGCAUCCCACCUACCGCGCCGAUCUCCUCGACGAUCUCAUCACCGAAUACGAAGAGGCAGUCUCGCCCCAUCGCUCUAUUGUCUUCUGGCCGCCCAUCUGCCGAGCGGCGACCCUGCUGAGGUCCAUCAAUGAUCAUUGCUUGCAUGCAUGCGCAAAAGAUGGAUGCUACAUGUGCGACGACAAGGCACACCGGCAAUGCUUCGAUUGUGGUCGGAACGUCGCCGUUGCCCUCUGGUGUUACGAUAACCCGGAAGACACGCCAGCUCUCGUGGUCAAGGGACACGGUGGGACGAAGUUGACCGAGCUCGGUCAAUUCAUUAAAGACUGUCGACCGUUAGCGUAUCGGAGGAUACAGAAUCGUGUGGAUCACAGCAAGGUCGAUCGAUGGUGGCAGCGCGAGCUGGACAUGCAGGUAGCCAUCGAUUACCGCUGUGAGCUACGGCGCGCAACAGUGGAAGAGUUCUGGGCACAGGCGGGCGCGCAUGCGAGCUAUUUUACAGCGGCCAACAUUUCAGCCAUCGAGGACGUCCGUCCAGGCAUGGAGGAAUACAGGCAGAUUGUGGAGCAGCACUGUGAGGACGGAUUUCUCGACUGGGAACCUGAAUACGAGCGCCGCGUCAAGCAGCGGCAAGAGCAAGCACGCGCUGCUGGAGUUGAGCUGCUUCCUCAAAUCCCAGUCAAGCGAGAUGCGGAGAAGUUGAGGGCGUUGCAACAUCGAUUCAAGGUGACGACGCCGGUCGGCCGCUUCAACACGCGCACUCGCGGCCGCCCGAUGGAAAUUGGCAAGCCGCCGUUGCUGGAGCGUCGCACGCAAAGACGUCUCGAGGAUGCCAGGGCCAAGGGGAUGGAAAUGCCACGCCUCGUUUUGGCGGUCGCGUAG
Molecule: messenger RNA, 1074 nt
Organism: Dissoconium aciculare CBS 342.82
Lineage: Eukaryota; Fungi; Ascomycota; Dothideomycetes; Mycosphaerellales; Dissoconiaceae
Exons: 1
Coding region: 1-1074 (357 amino acids)
Source: RefSeq, a predicted model, not a curated record